Messenger RNA from Leishmania major strain Friedlin, 3813 nucleotides. RefSeq lists its product as hypothetical. Lineage: Eukaryota; Euglenozoa; Kinetoplastea; Trypanosomatida; Trypanosomatidae. The record is from RefSeq and is a predicted model, not a curated record. Bases 1 to 3813 code for a protein of 1270 amino acids. Gene Ontology annotation, molecular function: phosphoprotein phosphatase activity. The transcript has a single exon.
AUGCAUGCACACAGUCCCUCACAGUCCGUGGUGGCCCUUUUGUCAGCAUCGCAGACGCCACGGCGACCCGUCAUCGCGUCUGAGGUGAGAAGCCGCUGCUUGCCCGCUCCGCAAACCUCUCAGUUGCAUAAGAAAUCGCAGAUAGCGCGCACUGGCGAGGAGGCCACUUGUACCGCUCUCCGCUCCUCACUGCCGGCGGCGUCUUACGGCGCCCCAAUAUACAAGGCACGGCCAGUGCCGGCCUUCCCGCCUCCGCCGCCGGAGCAUGCGCCGGUAAAUGCGCAUCCUGCGCAGACGCUUCCGCACCCCUGCACCUCUUCUGCUGGGGAGGAUGGCCCACCGUCGUCCGCGGCACCACUUGAUGCAGCAGCGGGCGGUAGCACAGAGCAGCAGCCCAGUAAGGGGCCGCAGCGUUGCAGCGGUUUCUCUUGCACACCGGAAAGGGGCUCAUCCUUGGAGCAUCGCUCGUCAGCAUCUUCUGAGUCUUCUGCUGCUGACGCGGCAGUAGACUCUCCCGUUUCUGCACAAGAUCAGCCGCUGUCCAAGGAAAGCAUUCGAAGCGCUUCUUUGGAAACAGCGGCUUCGGCGCAUCUGUCCCCACGCAGCCCCAGCGCGCCGAGGUCGCCGUCUACGUCUGCGGUCACACCACCGUCUUCGGUCAGCCCUGCAGCCCAGCUAUCGCUUUCCAUGGACUGCGUGCACAAUGACGUGGAGGAAGAGACCCCCGUCGCGAGAAGCACGCCGCCACAGCCGGCACCGAUGCGAUUGCUAGAGCCGCAUGUUGUCGCGGGCCCGGUGGUAUCGGCUGCUUCUGAGAGGUCGCUGUCGUCGCACCGCAGCGACUCGCGUUCCACACCGCUGGAGAGCUUCGCGGCGCUUCUCGAGGAUUUGCAUGUGCUGUGGCAGGAGGAGGAGGAGCCACUCACGGGUGAGGUGUCACCUGUCAGUCACGCGUCCAAUGGGGCGUGUGAUGGAUGUACGUCGAGAAGCACCGCGAGGGUCAUGGCGGAGCCGAAAGAUGACGAGUCCGGCUCCUUGAUGUACCCGGCAGAUACAAGCGACCCCAAUCAGGAGGGGUUGGAAGAGGCGGAACAGGUCCCGAAGAGCUCUUUGGAUGGACCUCUUCGCGGAACCGACACUACCGGUCAUGCGCCCAUCACACCGCGUCUUCGCCGCUGCAUUAAGGAUCAGCAACGAGAACUGGAGAUGCUGCGCGCCGUCACGAAGGAGCGCCAUCCGGCGAUCUUGGGCUUGCUCGACUCGCCAGAAACGUUGAUGCGCGAGUUGGAGCGGAUGGAUGUGGACAGCGACGGACAAGGGGACGGUGACAGAGGCACCACGCCCAACGCGACGGAUGAAGUGGAGACGCCGCCGGCUGCACGACCAUCUCAGAAGCGACCACCGGCUGUGUCCGCGCCGUCGCGGACUUCACCAACAUCGUUGGCUGCGCAAGGCAGCCGUGCCAAACCCGAGGGAAGAUUACCAGUGCGAGAUGCAGGAAGAGCCGCUGCCCCGACCACGGAGAAGAGCUGCACCACCGAGUCGUCUGCGCGGAAGGACAGGCCGAGUGUGUCUGCUGCGUCUACUCCCGGUGCGAGGCCGCGAGAGAGAAGCCAGGCGGUGCUGCGGAGCUCACGGCGGACGAAUGCCUCGGAGAAUGGCACCACGGGCAACGGUGACGGCGUGUCCAUCUCGACGCCUCGUGGACGAGCUGCCGGCGAGGCCGGCUCCGGGGCCAGGGGCACGGGCAUGUCCCCUAGCGGUGCAAUGGGUGGCGCCGCACCACCCUUGUCGACCACAGCGCUGAACAGUCAACUUACUGCGGCCGCGCCCGGCACUUCCGGUUCCAUUCGGGACUCUCGGCGGCGAUCGCCCGCCCCUGCCAUGACGGCCAGCGGUGGAUCAGAGCAGCUGUCACGCAUGACUGCCCGGCGAGGGGAUGGCCCCAGUGGAUUAUCAAGUGGCGCCGGCACCUCCCCGCCUCAGAAGGCAGCCGCGACGUCCUCGGAAGAUCUUCUGCCGGAGCUCUUCUCGGCGCAGGAGGCGGCGAACACCAUCACCAUUGUGUUUGACCUGGAUGAAACGCUCUGCAACAACCGGUGCUUCACCGGUCCUAUACUUCGACCCGGCGCCGCGCUACUUCUCCACACGCUGCGCGGCCUCUGCCCCUCACCUCGAUACAAGCUUAUCGACACCCACACCCGCAGCCAGCAUGCCUCGAAUCGGCUCUAUGACGAAGCAAUGCACCGUAUGGGAGUGACACCGCUGUACCGUUCACGGGUCAUGCAGAGGCAGUCGGCGAAUGGCUACCGCCGCACUAACAGCACGGCUCCCGGUAGCACUGUUGCGGCGUCGGGUGCCGACGAGGCCGGGGUUUCAGGUACGACCUGUUCUACUGGCUUGUGCAGCACCGGUGAGGCGCGUCCUGCCACGGCGAAGGAUACAAACCCUCUUCGACUAGAGCUGGUGCUGUGGACGGCGAGCGAAGAGAGUCUGGCCCGGCGCGCCAUGCGCCACAUCGACCCGGUGAACAAGAUCUUCGACGAAGCCAUUUAUCGUGACACGCGGUGGUAUCGUGACUCGCACUACACGAAGGAGCUGUGCCGACUGGGCCGGUGCAUGAGUCGCGUGGUCAUCGUCGAGAACUCGAUCGAAUCUGUCGUUCGCAAUCGCCAGAACUCCAUCCUCGUUACAAGCUUUGUACGCAACCGCCUCGACCGGCAACUCUUCCUCGUGCGCGAGGUCCUGCGAGACUGGGUUUGCGGCAUGAAGGCGAGGCUGGCGGCGCAGCAGUACGCAUCCCACGCUCCCAGUUCGCUGCGGGAGAGCGUCGAGCAUGCGGCGGAUGGCAAUGCCACGUCGCACGCCUUCAGAGAAGACUCGGUUGACACCCGGGCCGGGGAAUCUGUCGAGGAGGGGGGCGAGAGUCCGGUGCCGCCGCACUCGACGCGGCCGCCCGCACGCGUUGGCCGAAGUGAAAGCAUGCCAGUGAUAAUGGGUCAUGCGGGCACGCACAUUGGCGACGUAGACCCCAUCAACGAUAGUUCUGACGGUAACGGUUCGCAACGUGGUGCGACUCCCGAACUGGCCCUGUCAGCGCCAUGCCGGUCUUCCGUUCAUGCUGCGUCGGUGCCCAGCUCGCCGCCGGUUUCCGCCCCUCGCCCCCUCAGCGCUAUGGCGCGUCGCGCGCCAAACAUUGUGGAGUUCCUGCAGAACCAUCGGCUCAUCUUUCCAGACUCAAACUUUCUUCGCUUCCAGCUUACGAGCGACGUCAUGAAGCACCUGCAGACCAAGGAGGCCGCCCUCAUCGCCGCUGCCCUCCACCCGCCGCCGACGGCAGCUGAACAAGCGGACGCGCGGGCGGUGCGUUCCAUCGGCUGCGGACCUGCUUCCCGCACAACCCGAUCCGUGCGCGAACCACCGAACGCGACGCCCUCCUCCACGCCUCCAGUAACUACUACCGCGCCUACCACGGCAAACCCGGCAGGACCUGCACCAAGAACGCCGCAAUCCCGCGCUGCUGGCCGUGCAUCUCCUAGCGGGGGUGGGGCUGCAGUGGACAGCGUUGCCGCAGCUGCGACGCGGCCGCGUAUUCCAGGAAAGGAGGUGGGCACGGUGAGAACGCCUGCAGCGGUGGCGACUCCGACGUCUCCGUUGGGAGGAUCCGUGGUGGGCGCCACUUGGAACAGCCGCCCCGGCAAUUCAUCCUCCAACGGUGUGGCUCGUGCGGCGAAUGCACAUCGCAACCCGGCGGUGCGACCGCAGCGCACAGUGUCCGCGCCUCCGAAGCGGUCAGUGACGAAUGAGACGUAG